Rhododendron vialii is the source of this 853-nucleotide messenger RNA. RefSeq lists its product as uncharacterized. The transcript has 2 exons. Lineage: Eukaryota; Viridiplantae; Streptophyta; Magnoliopsida; Ericales; Ericaceae. The coding region runs from base 1 to 597 and encodes 198 amino acids. The record is from RefSeq and is a predicted model, not a curated record.
AUGUUGCGUUUUAAUGGAGCUGUUGGGGGUGACAAUCGUGUUAAUGCAUACGACAAUUUGGGGGAACCUAGCACGGUUGCAGUUGAAAAUGUAGAAGUGGUAAUCAGGAAUAAUUCAGGGGGAGAAGAGAAUGAAGAGCAUAUGGCUCUCCUUGAGAAGGAGCAAGUGAAAGAGAAGCAUAAAAAGCGAAACUAUAGAAAGGCUUCCAAGCUGCCACGGCCUCCUAAAGGUCCGUCGUUGGAUGCUGCUGACCUGAAAUUGGUAAAGGAGAUCUCUGCAAUUAACAUGAAGAAGCAUGCGAGGAAUGAACACCUAAAGGCUUUGAAGAAGAUGAAGGAGACCAAAUCGUUAUCAUCAUCACCAUCCUCAUCAUCUCCAUCAUCCUCAUCGCCAUCGUCAUUAAGCAGCAGCCUAUCUGCCAUGGUCAUCACAGUUCUCUUCUUCCUUGUAAUACUCUAUCAAGGUACAGAUUCCGGAGGUAGCCCGAGCAUGAGCUUUCAGGGGUCUCCCGAGCCAGCAUUAGCUACAAACAGUUUGAUUUCGGUCCAGUUCUACAAUAAACCCUUCCCAAAUGACGGAAGUGGACUGGGUUUUUAACUUACCUAGUGCAUCCUUGGCUUUCUUGGAAGACUUAUUUUGCAUGCAGUUUGAUUAUGUAAAGCAUUAUGAGCUUCUGUUUGUUUCAUGUUGGCAAAAUUUAGACCGCCUGGAAAACAGUUAAUAAGUCUAAAGUUUUCAAUCUUUCCCUCCUUUCAGUGGAUUACGCGACCACUGCUUGUUGUAUUUGUGCAUAUAUUGGCUAAACACUAGAUUCAGUUUAUCAACUUAUACUACAAGUUCAUGUUCAUGUUUA